AUGGCCAAUGAUAACCGAACUUGUAUGACACGGUACGACCUAUACCUGAUGAAGCACCAGGCUUCGAUGGCUGGAUAUUAUAAGGAUUUCGGCCCCGUGGAUCAUGAUACCGUCUACGUCUCUGAUUUCCCCAUUAUCAACAUAAUCAAUCAGCUCCUCCUUUCAUCGUCGUCAACCAUGAGGGUCACUUCUUUGGCCGCCAGGGCCGAUUCCAACGACCCCAAGGAUUCCAAGAAUUCCAAAGGAGGCAAAAAGGGCAGCUCGGCGGGAGUCAAGUCAGCCGGCGAUGGUCUUCCUUCAAACGCCAAACCAGCGGGUCAGUACCAGUCUAGCUAUGACAAAUGGAUGGGCCAGGGAAACAUUGCCUUAUAUGAUACCUUAUCUGGCGGCACAUCUGGCACAGAAGAGCUUCCUCCUAUUCCGGCGGAGUGGAUCAUCGCCCCGAAGAGCAACAACAGCGUGUUAGACGGCCGAUGCCCAACCAUAGACCAAACCACCAACUCUUUUCUUAUCUCAGAUGCCGUGUCUGGAUUCGUCGCAAUUUUCAUCUGCUGCAGGCCGAUUCUCAAGAAGAUUACUUUUGGAUUCUUCGGCAAACUUCCUAACAAAGACUCUCGAUGUUGCAGCUCUGUGUGGUACUCAUGGCUGGUAAGCUUCUUGAUGACGUUUCUAGGGAAUCUCUUCGCCAGUCUCGUCGUUAAACGCACCGAUGGAUACGACCACUUGUAUUUCGCAACUAUCUUUGCGUUGUAUACGUCCCGUCCUCGCAUAAACUUGGCUCUUGUGGCGCUGCUCCGAGUUUUUAUUACCGUACCAACGAGUGACUGGUCCAGCUAUAUGGCAGCUCAGAAGGAGAAGGAGAGGGAGAAGGAGAAAGAGAAAGAACAAGGUACAAAGCCCUCCAGUCCUCGCGUAAACUUGGGCCAUGAGUUUCUGUUCCAAUUCUUUGUUACUAUGCAACCGAGAAAUUGGUCCAGCUACCUGCCAACCAAUAAGGGAAAGGAGAAAGAAGAACAUAGUACGGGGCCCUCCGGACUUUUGCUCGCAGCUGCAGACAAUAGCGGCGAUGAAAGUGCCUCUGAUACAGACGACACCAUGGAACCAUUGGAGAGGGAAUACGUCUAUCUCGACUUUUACCGCAGUACCUUUGUAGCUGAGAUGGUACUCAACAUCAUCGCUGCUGUCUUUGUGGGGGACACCUGGAAGCGUUUUCCCAAUGAGGACAUCAAAAAGCAUAUGAAGUUCCAAGUGUCCUCGAUGUAUUAUGCACCAAUCGUCUUGGCCGUCACUGCCGUGUUCGCCAUACCAUUGUGGUGGAGAAGAAACAAACGUGUGGACCAGAUAUCCUUAAGGGGACUGUUUGGAGUUGGGCUUUUUGCCACUGCGUACGGAAUACCCUGGGUCUAUUGGUGCGGGUUCUUACAACUUCCCGGGUCAUUGUAA
This is a messenger RNA of Colletotrichum gloeosporioides, 1443 nucleotides long. RefSeq lists its product as uncharacterized. Lineage: Eukaryota; Fungi; Ascomycota; Sordariomycetes; Glomerellales; Glomerellaceae. The record is from RefSeq and is a predicted model, not a curated record. The coding region runs from base 1 to 1443 and encodes 480 amino acids. The transcript has a single exon.